Messenger RNA from Brassica napus (rape), 1053 nucleotides. RefSeq names its product GTP-binding nuclear protein Ran-3. The transcript is spliced from 8 exons. Gene Ontology annotation, cellular component: cytoplasm; nucleus. Bases 207 to 872 code for a protein of 221 amino acids. Gene Ontology annotation, biological process: ribosomal subunit export from nucleus; protein import into nucleus. NCBI's taxonomy places the organism in Eukaryota, Viridiplantae, Streptophyta, Magnoliopsida, Brassicales, Brassicaceae. The record is from RefSeq and is a predicted model, not a curated record. Gene Ontology annotation, molecular function: GTP binding; GTPase activity.
CAAGAGAAACUUUUGGGCCUGGAUCCGGAUCUGGAUCCAGUUCUGGAUUACUGGGUAAGAGGAUUUGCGUCAAUCUUAAGCGGCCGCAAGUCUGUUUAAAAACCCUCUCUCUCUCGCUAUAACUCUUUCGCCGUCUUGUUCCUCAUAUACUCUUCGACUCGCUUCGCUUCUCGAUCUCGAUCUCCGCCGUUUCAGUUUGAUCAUCGAUGGCUUUACCAAACCAGCAAACCGUGGAUUACCCUAGCUUCAAGCUCGUCAUCGUUGGUGAUGGAGGCACAGGGAAAACAACGUUCGUGAAGAGGCAUCUUACUGGAGAGUUUGAGAAGAAGUAUGAACCCACUAUUGGUGUUGAGGUUCACCCUCUAGACUUCUUCACUAACUGUGGCAAGAUCCGCUUUUACUGCUGGGAUACUGCUGGACAAGAGAAGUUUGGUGGUCUUAGGGAUGGUUACUACAUCCACGGGCAGUGUGCCGUCAUCAUGUUUGAUGUCACAGCACGUCUGACAUACAAGAAUGUCCCAACAUGGCACCGUGAUCUUUGCAGGGUCUGUGAAAACAUCCCGAUUGUUCUUUGUGGGAACAAAGUUGAUGUGAAGAACAGGCAAGUGAAGGCCAAGCAGGUGACAUUCCACAGGAAGAAGAAUCUCCAGUACUACGAGAUCUCUGCCAAGAGCAACUACAAUUUCGAGAAGCCUUUCUUGUACCUUGCUAGAAAACUCGCCGGUGACCCUAACCUUCACUUUGUGGAAUCACCUGCCCUUGCUCCCCCAGAAGUCCAGAUUGACAUGGCUGCUCAGCAACAGCAUGAGGCGGAGCUUGCAGCGGCAGCAAGUCAGCCACUCCCUGAUGACGAUGAUGACACCUUCGAGUAGGGUGUGACGGAGAGAGAGAGAGAGAGUUCCGCACUAUGUGAUUCCGUCACUGAGUAUUAUAAUUUCUUUUUUGUUUUUGAUGGUGCUACUUUUAUUUGCGUGUUCAAAGUAUGAAUUUUUAAAAGUCGAGGUUUGCUUUUACUGAGAUGGCAUUAGUAUUUUAUUAUUUUCUUAAGUUAAA